GAUGAUCACCAGUAAAAGACCAGCAGAGGCAAUCAAAGAAAGCAAAGGAAAGGAGGGUUGGGCAGCAGCCAGGAAAGCCACCAGGGCAGGCAGGCAGCAGCGGAGCGAGGAGGACCAGCAGUCCGGCGAGCCGUCCCCAAUGGCAGCAACUUUGCCCCCCGCUGUCGCUGCCGCUGCCGCUGCCGCUGCCGCUUUUCCCCACCUCCUCUCCGUCUCCUCCUCCCUCUAAUCCCCUUCGCUUUCGUCCAAUCCCAUCCCCUCCUCCUCCCCACCCCCUUACCUACUUAUUCCGCACCCGUCGCCGUCACCGCUGCCGCAUUGAGCGCGGAGGGGAGACGCGAUGGAGCAGUACGAGAAGGUGGAGAAGAUUGGGGAAGGCACGUACGGGGUGGUGUACAAGGCGCUGGACAAGGCCACCAACGAGACGAUCGCGCUCAAGAAGAUCCGUCUCGAGCAGGAGGAUGAGGGCGUCCCCUCCACCGCCAUCCGCGAGAUCUCUCUCCUCAAGGAGAUGAACCACGGCAACAUCGUCAGGUUACACGAUGUCGUCCACAGCGAGAAGCGCAUAUAUCUCGUCUUCGAGUACCUGGAUCUGGACCUGAAGAAGUUCAUGGAUUCUUGUCCGGAGUUUGCAAAGAAUCCCACUUUGAUUAAGUCAUAUCUCUAUCAGAUUCUCCGAGGUGUUGCUUAUUGUCAUUCUCAUAGAGUUCUUCAUCGAGAUUUGAAACCUCAGAAUUUGUUGAUAGAUCGGCGUACUAAUGCACUGAAGCUUGCAGACUUUGGUUUAGCCAGAGCAUUUGGAAUUCCUGUCCGUACAUUUACUCAUGAGGUAGUAACAUUGUGGUACAGAGCUCCAGAAAUUCUUCUUGGAGCGAGGCAGUAUUCCACACCAGUUGAUGUGUGGUCUGUGGGCUGUAUCUUUGCAGAAAUGGUGAACCAGAAGCCACUAUUCCCUGGUGAUUCUGAGAUCGAUGAAUUGUUUAAGAUAUUCAGGGUACUAGGUACACCAAAUGAACACACAUGGCCAGGAGUCAGCUCUUUGCCUGACUUCAAGACUGCUUUCCCCAAGUGGCAGGCUCAGGACCUGGCAGCAGUCGUCCCAAAUCUUGAACCUGCUGGUUUGGACCUCCUCACUAAAAUGCUGAGAUACGAGCCAAGUAAAAGAAUCACAGCCAGGCAGGCUCUUGAGCAUGAAUACUUCAAGGGCCUUGAGAUGGUACAAUGAACUGCUAUGUGGUCCGCGUUGUGUUGGCAUAUGUAUGAGCUGAGUUGCUCGCUUCGUUCCUUUUAUGAACGCUGUUCUCUCUCUCUCUCUCUGCAUUUUUGUCAUUCAGCUGGAUAUUUCGAAUCUGGUGUGUUUUGAGAUGUAUUCAGGAAUGUCAAAUAGAUUAUCUUUGGUCUCUAUUUGUUCCAAGUAAAUAUCCAUCAUGUACUA
Phragmites australis (common reed) is the source of this 1435-nucleotide messenger RNA. Its product is annotated as cell division control protein 2 homolog. Gene Ontology annotation, molecular function: ATP binding; cyclin binding; cyclin-dependent protein serine/threonine kinase activity. Gene Ontology annotation, cellular component: cyclin-dependent protein kinase holoenzyme complex; nucleus; cytoplasm. The record is from RefSeq and is a predicted model, not a curated record. Bases 341 to 1225 code for a protein of 294 amino acids. Lineage: Eukaryota; Viridiplantae; Streptophyta; Magnoliopsida; Poales; Poaceae. Gene Ontology annotation, biological process: G1/S transition of mitotic cell cycle; regulation of G2/M transition of mitotic cell cycle; regulation of gene expression. The transcript is spliced from 8 exons.